GUGAGGACCACACUUUGAAGCCAUUUAUUCCCUUGGAGAUGCUCUGAUGACAAUGAGAAUGAAGACUCUGCUGUUUACCUUCCUGUUGUUGGGUGUUCUUUGUCUCAGCAGCUUUGCAGAAAGUGCAGAUGUGAUCAAAUUUAAAGGUGAAAGUGCCACCAUGAAGUGUCAUAUCUCUGAUAAAGAUGCGAUGGGAGUGUCUCUGUUCACCCGACAUAAGGAUAAGCAGGAAGUCUUAUACUACUUUAUACAAUCAAACAAAUUAACUAUUAAGCCUACUCAUGAAGGACGUGUUGAAGCCAAAUUUGAUGGCAAGACUCUGACUGUAGACAUCUUGAACCUGCAAAAAGAAGAUACCGGUGCCUACUGGUGCGAGUGCAAUCAUAUAGUGACUCGUGAGUGUAAAAUGGAUCAGUCUGGUGUUGUUCUUGUGGUUCAUGACCGAGAGAGACAGCAAAAUACGGGGCAAGUUUCUGCUUCCACUGCUCCUUCAAAGUUUGGAGGCAUGAACGGCUUACUGGUUCCAGUGGUGGCUCUGACCGCCAGCAGUGUGCUUUUACUCUUGCUUCUGGUGCUGGGAGUGUGGGUCGUGCCCAAGAUUAAGAAGAUGAGACAAACCGCUGAACAGGAAAAAACGUCUGCAAAUGAAGUGUACGAGGUCAUGACUGUGAAGAGGGAGUACAGAUGAGAAAUCAACAGAUUUCAGGUUCUGGGCUGAUUUUUGUGUUUGUGUGUGAUAUCAUCAAAUGUUGUUACAUGACAGCAAGUCACUGGAUUGUACCUUCUCAGGGGUUAAAUUAUUGUCAUUAUCAAUAUAAUAGUCUGAAAGAAUGCAAACCUUUUGUUAUUUCGCCAUUUUAUGCCGUCAGGGCAUUUUUACUUUCAUUUGAAAGAAUGCCAUCAGUAUUUGACAGAAGAAAUAUAUAUAUAUAUAUAUAAAUAUAUAUAUAUAUAUAUAUAUAUAUAUAUAUAUAUAUAUAUAUAUAUAUAUAUAUAUAUAUAUAUAUAUUGAAAUAUAUAAGUAAAUAAAAAAAUAGAGAAAUAUAUAUGCAUGAGUAUAAAUAACAUUUACUUUUGUACUGUUAGUAAGUACUGUCUGAUUUGAGUUGUUUAAUCUAUCUCUGUUCAUUCAUUUACUUUUCGGCUUAGUCCUUUUAUUAAUCUGGGCUUGCCACAGCGGAAUGAACUGCCAACUUAUCCAGCAUAUGUUUACGCAGCAGAUACUCUUCUUGCUGUAACCCAUAACUGGGAAACACCCGUUCACUCUCAUUUUCUCUCACACACACUACAGAUAAUUUAGCUUAUUCAAUUCACCUAUAGCGCAUGUCUUUGAAACCGGAGCACCCGGAGUAAACCCAUCCAAACAUGGGAAGAACAUGCAAACUUCACACAGAAAUGCCAACUGACCCAGCCGAGGCUUGAACCAGUGACCUUCAGCGCUACCCACUGCACCAUUGCGUAAACCCCUCUGUUGAUAUUUCAUUUUACAAAUUUAGAGAAAUCCCUUCUAUCCUCUUCUGUCUAUUGUAAAUAUCACAGAGUGCAUUAAGAUAUAUUAACAUAUGAGUUUUUAUUCUGUUUUUAUGAGGUGUAAGUUGUUUGAAAACCUGAAUGUAUAGUUUCACCAGUGUACAUUGCACUGCUAAUUUACAGGAACAAAAAUAACAAGACAAUAGAAAAACAGGAUGUGUAAAUGUCCCUUAGUUUCAGUCUGUGCUUUUUCUGUGACUUGCGGUCUAUAGUCUGCUUUGGCUGUCCUUUUGCACAUUCUGCUUCUCAGAGAUGAAUAUGCAGACGUCUUCCUGUGGCAUAGUAUAGUCAAGACCACUUAUGAGCAAGACUGCAUCUCCUGAAGAGAAGCUCACCAAUUUUCAUUUAACUUUAGCCCACCAAAACAUAAAGAUCGAAACUUCAAGUGUUAUAACUACAUUGGGGAGUUACCAGAAGUCAGAAGACACAUGAGAGAAAAUAUCAGCUUAAGAGUCUUUGCCAAAUCAGUUUCUCUUUGUAUAUAUGUUAUUUCUUUACAUAAAGGACUUGUUGUCUAGGUUGUACAUCAAAAUGGCAUGUUGUUCCCAUCAGAAGAAUGUCAUUAAUAAAAAAAAAUCUGUAAAUAAAAAUAUUUUUUUAAAGUAA
This is a messenger RNA of Danio rerio (zebrafish), 2136 nucleotides long. The record is from RefSeq and is a predicted model, not a curated record. Lineage: Eukaryota; Metazoa; Chordata; Actinopteri; Cypriniformes; Danionidae.